UUUUUAUUUUUAUUAUUUUCUCGCCAUCAAAUUUCCGCCGCUCUCCUCCUCCUCUCCUCUUCUCCCUCCUGCGCCGCCGCCACCUCCUCCUCCCUCUUCCGCGCGCAUAUUCGCAUCGCAUAAAUCGCACCAACCGCGCGGCAAGAGGAGAGGGAGGAGGAAGCCGACCUAGCGGGCUAGCAGGCAGGGCGUCGAGCGGGUUGGAGGGUUUCUUGAGCGGGUUCGCCAGCUCGAGCUGUUUGCUUGUGGGGUUCUUGUUUUUCUUUUCCGGGAUCUUUGGGUGAUGGCUGCUGCUGCGGCGGCGGAGACGUCGGAGGCGUCCACGGCCGGGCUCGCGCUCGCGGAGGCCAACAUCAACUGGCAGAGGUUGGACAAGACCAGGUUCCAUGUCAUUGGAGCUAUCCUAUUUACUGCUCAGCAAGGUGUUCUGCACCCUACGGCCGUUGUGAAGACCAGAAUGCAGGUUGCAGAAGGAGGGCUUUCACACAUGUCUGGCUUUUCUGUUUUCAGAAGGAUAUUGAGAAGUGAUGGCAUCCCUGGUGCUUUCAGAGGCUUUGGCACCUCAGCAGUUGGAGCACUGCCUGGCCGGGUCUUUGCUCUGACUUCAUUAGAGGUGUCCAAAGAAAUGGCAUUCAAAUACUCUGAACAUUUUGAUAUGUCAGAGGCAUCAAGGAUUGCUGUAGCUAAUGGUAUAGCAGGUCUAGUGUCAAGUAUAUUCUCAAGCGCAUAUUUUGUGCCAUUAGAUGUGAUUUGCCAAAGGCUCAUGGCUCAAGGACUACCAGGGAUGGCCACAUACAGAGGCCCAUUUGAUGUGAUAAGCAAGGUUGUCAGGACUGAGGGGCUCCGGGGCCUUUACCGCGGUUUUGGAAUCACCAUGUUGACUCAAUCUCCAGCCUCUGCCCUUUGGUGGAGUUCAUAUGGUGGUGCUCAACAUGCCAUAUGGAGGAGCUUGGGUUAUGGAAUUGAUUCACAAAAGAAACCAUCUCAAUCAGAACUAGUUGUCGUUCAAGCAACUGCUGGAACAAUAGCUGGUGCUUGCUCAUCAAUAAUCACGACACCAAUCGAUACCAUUAAGACACGACUUCAGGUGAUGGAUAACUAUGGUAGGGGCAGGCCAUCUGUCAUGAAAACCACCAGGGUGCUGCUAGAGGAAGAUGGCUGGAGAGGUUUCUACAGGGGGUUUGGACCGCGGUUUCUCAACAUGUCCCUGUGGGGUACAUCCAUGAUUGUAACUUACGAGCUAAUAAAGAGGCUCUCCGUCAAGCCGGAGUGAUGAGCCUUUUGGCUUCUGUUCCAAAUAGAUGGUGUAAUCUUGAAGACCCACAAUCCUUAUCUGUGAUGGGCUGACGGCUAUCUAGUGAGUUCUUCUCAAGAAAGGGAUUUGGAAAGUAACAAAAUCCAAUCAAGAAGUUUUAGUGAUGGAAACUGUUUUAUAACUACAGGGGAAGUAUUAGCAAGUUAGUAGCUUAACAAGUUCCUCCUAUACACUGUAAAUAUUUACUAGGGUUCUGUAUGAAGUUCUUCUGAAGGUGCUUCAUCCAGGAUGUAAUAGCCUGAGGCUUGCCCUGGCUACUGGGGGCAACAUGUACGCGGCUCAUAAAACCCUAAAAAUUUUGGCAAUGAGCUUUUGUAUCUCUUUCCAUGAGGCAACAAAUUCCCACGGUAUCUCGCUUGGUUUAAUUUGUUAUCAUUUUUAGCAGAUUCUAGCUAGCCACGGUCUUGAGAUGGAUGAUGUAGCCAAACCAAUUUAAUGGAAAAUGUACUCGCUUAAUAUGAUAUACUUAGACCACUUGCUUUAUAGUAUGAUAUAAGAUCGACAAGCUUUUGGUAA
Oryza sativa Japonica Group (Japanese rice) is the source of this 1831-nucleotide messenger RNA. RefSeq lists its product as uncharacterized. NCBI's taxonomy places the organism in Eukaryota, Viridiplantae, Streptophyta, Magnoliopsida, Poales, Poaceae. The record is from RefSeq and is a predicted model, not a curated record.